Messenger RNA from Anisakis simplex (herring worm), 921 nucleotides. Lineage: Eukaryota; Metazoa; Nematoda; Chromadorea; Rhabditida; Anisakidae. The record is from the annotation of a GenBank genome assembly.
AUGGCUGAUGAUUGGAGACCUAAUGAAACGCUCAGCGAAGAGCGAGAAUCACAACAGCCAGAACAAGCACAAUGCAAGCCGCUAAAGGAAUCAAACAAUGAGAAAUUCGAUCACGAAGAGAAUUCGACUGACGAUUGGCGUCGUCGUCCCUUAAACGAUACUCCAUCGGAGGGCAGUCUGGUGGCUACAAGUAACGAGAGCGGAAGCACUGUGUCGGAUGCGGAUCGUGAACGUUCGAGUGAAUCGUCGGUUAUCUCGGAACGAUACGAUGAUCGGACAUUUGAAGGUGAGGAGUUGGAUGAGGGCUAUGAGGAGAAGGCGAUCAACGAGGCGGAUUUCGAGGCCGACGAAGAGUUCGUCGAUGAAUCGUACUGGAAUGAAAUCCUAGCCAAAGAAGCCGAGCAGGCUCUUCAACGGUCGCAUAUAUCACAUCCGGCAUUCUUUCUCGACGACUCGACUCGUUUCGGCCCAAACGUCACCGUUCUGUCGUCAACGACAUCCAAUGAUAAUCUGGAAUUUGCUAUAAAGACGGCUGCAAAAACCCUCGAAAGAUACGCAAACAAUCAAAUGCUCCAGGCGCGCUUGAUAAAAAAACACUGCGAGGAGCAAUUCGGCACUUUUUGGCACUGUGUCACUACGAGUGGGAAUAUGGCAGUGUUCAGUCGUAACGAAGAACAUAUUCAUUUCGUUUUCAAGCAAACCACAAUUUAUUUGUUCCGUCAUGAACCCUAUGAACCGGAUGCAGCCCAUAUUAAGCGUAUGAAGAAUCCAGACAAAACGGUUAUGCAAAUCCCACUUCCUAGCAGUGAUCAAUGUACAAUCAUUACGAAUGGAAUGAAUCUCGAGAAACAGCAGUAUGCGAUACGUCUUGCAAUCAACGCGCUUGAAUCAAUGUCAGUUAAUUCUGUAAUUCCUUUCUGA